This is a messenger RNA of Nilaparvata lugens (brown planthopper), 1809 nucleotides long. Its product is annotated as probable serine hydrolase. The transcript is spliced from 11 exons. The record is from RefSeq and is a predicted model, not a curated record. Bases 20 to 1702 code for a protein of 560 amino acids. Lineage: Eukaryota; Metazoa; Arthropoda; Insecta; Hemiptera; Delphacidae.
UACCAAGCAAGGCUACAGUAUGGACCUUACGAUUUCAGACAAAAUGGCGGAUUGCAACCUAGUUGAGCCGACAGUGAAGGAAAUUGAAAUACCUGUACCCUGGGGAGUUAUCAAAGGCAAAUGGUGGGGCCCUGAAGAUAGACAACCCUACUUGGCCCUACACGGCUGGCAAGACAACUGUGGGUCAUUCGAUGCACUUGCCAGUCAACUAGCACCAGCUAUCAGCUUGCUCUGUAUCGACCUGCCUGGCCACGGUCUCUCAUCACCUUAUCCACAGGGCAUGACCUACUACAUAUUCUGGGACACAAUGGUGCUGAUACGUCGCAUAGUCAACCACUACAAGUGGCGGAAAGUCUCACUGAUUGGCCACUCGCUAGGCGGAGCAGCGGGCUUUCUCUACGCCGGCGCCUUCCCGCAGGACGUCGACAAACUCAUAUCCAUUGACAUCGUGUGUCCCCGAAUUGCUCGAACCGAAGUGCUCAUGAAGCAGGUGCCCGAUUGUAUUGACAAAUUUCUGAAAUACGAGGGCCUGCCGGAAAGUAGCCAGCCACGCUACGAGUACGACGAGAUGGUGCAGAUAGCAAUGGACGCCCACAAUGGAUCGCUGACGAAGCAGAGUUGCCAGACUAUGAUGAAACGAGGGAUGCAGCCGUCACGGCAAAACAGUCGAGAAUUUAUGUUCACACGGGAUCCACGAUUGAAGCCAUUAUGGCAAAACAAGGAUCCACGAUUGAAGUGCAGGUCUAGCAAUGUUCUCGAAGACCAGGUUUACGCCUACGCCGACAAAAUCAGCUGUGAGUAUCUCAACAUUCGCGCCAGGCCUUGGAUCACAUUCGAACUGCCCGAGGUCUACGGGAAACUACUAGACAAAAUCCGGAAGACUUCGAGAAAACACCUGCUUUGCAUUGAUAUGAUUGGGCAUGGCAGAUCUUCUCACUUUCCUAAGGGUCAUUUGUACUACUUCUUCUGGGACGCAGUCGUGAUGGUACGACGCAUGGUGAAACACUUCAAAUGGGAGAAAGUGUCAAUCCUGGGCCAUUCAAGGGGGGGAUCUAUUGGCUUCAUGUACGCGGCGUAUUACCCCACCGAAGUGGAGUUCUUGAUUUGUUUGGAUAUAGCCUAUCCGAAAUUGGAACCCAUAGGGAAGAUGGUGGAUGAUACAGCCAAAACGGUUGACAGGUUCCUACGCUAUGAAACGUUCUCGGAAGAUAACAUGCCUUGCUAUGGAUAUACUGAGAUGAUAGAUCUGGUGGAAUCUGCUUAUUUGGGGUCAAUCACCAACGAAUCAGCCAGGAUUCUCAUGAACAGAGGCAUGAAACCGGCGAAAACGAAGAGGGGAACUUUCAACUUCACCCGAGAUAUACGAUUAAAGACUGGCAGUACCCUGGCCAUGAUACCAGAGGACUUAUCACGUUCCAUGGCCGAAAAGAUCAGCUGUGCCUAUCUGAACAUAAGAGCAGAUGAAGGCUUCUACACACCGGACGCUCUAUACGACGACAUUUUGGAGACAAUUUCAAAAAACGCGCGCCAUUUCGAAAAGCAUACCGUCCCUGGUAAACACCAUGUACAUUUGAACGACCCGAGUCAGGUGGCUGAAAUUAUAUCCAAAUUCCUUUUGGACAGAGAAGAGGAGAAGAAGAAGAAGGAUGAAGAGGAGGAGGAAGAAGUCGAUGAAUUUGAGCCUGAUAAUCCGUAUUUUUGAAACACAGAGAAGGGUGAAGAGGAGAAAGAGGAUGAAGUAGAAGAGUGGGAUAGUCCAUGGUAAUCAUCUCAUUCACUUCCAACUAGACCGAGAGAGAGAGAGAGAGA